UAUUACUUAGUCUGUGGUGAAAAUUGAAAAUUGAAAUCGCAUUUUCUUCAAAUUGAAAAUUGAAAUUAGUACUUAACUAAAUAAUAAAUAUUAUGUUCCUCGGUUUUUACUUUUUAGUGUAAAAUAAGUGUGUUUAGUCCACAAAAAUGUCCCCCGAACGAUAUAAAAUCGAGGUUCUAACUUUUAGGAGCCCUCAUCUUAUUUGGAUUGAAGUAUCGGAUACAAGUCUGACGAGAAAAGAGUUUGUGUUUGAACAAGUCGGUGUUUACGGAGUAUUGCCGUUAAAUAAAACGUUGGAUUUAGAAUCGAUGUGUCUUAGGACUGAAAAAUGUGAAGAAUGGUCACCAGCUGCGAACGUUUUUAUGAAAGAGUUUUUGGACAAGAAUUGUGAAGUGUGGUUUUCUCCCAUCCAUGAUGAGAAGAAUCACCUGAGAACCAUAUUUGAUGAAAGCACACACAAAUUUGGUGAUCUGCUUAUAAAAACUGAAGAUGGUAAGAAAAAAAAGCUUUCUAAACAUCUAGUAAAAUCUGGGUUUGCCUAUUAUGAUGUUUUUGAAUUCGAACAUAAACUAAAUAAUGGCAAACUAAAAACUAAAUUGAGCCCAAUUAAAACACAAGAAGUAAUUAAAGAGCUUGAGAAUGAUUAUAUGAGAACAGGCAAACCAAAAAAUAUUUGGACUAUGUCUGUUGAAAAACAUACUUCCUUGUUCCGUUUGGCACAAUUGUGUGAAGAUAUACUACCUGGGACCAAUUAUGAAAAAGUAAACCAUGAGGAAUUAAGUAAAACAUUAAAAAAUAAAUAUCAAGAUCUUGAACUAUGUAAAGAUGCUGAUGAUGAAGAGUUAGAAGAACAUUCUGAAACGGAAUGUGCAAAGCUAGCAUUAAACAGGGCCAUCUUCAAAUCACGGAAAAUUAGGAAUCCUGAAAUAAAUAUGGAUGUUGCAAAAGAAAACAAGGGAAGCAUCAUUAGUAUAAAAUUAAAACAACUAAAAGUUAAUAGGAACUCACACUCUGAAGUUGACUGUGAUAGUCCAAUUGAGGAUAAGUUUGAAAAAAAUACAUCUGUAGAUGUUGCAAAAUUUAUUGAAAAUACUAAAAUUAAAGACACAAAUGUAUCUAAAACAGAUCAGGAAAAUCUCAAAAUUGCUCAAGAAAAUUUUUCCAAGUUAGGGCAGUUUAGAAAACCUAUUGCUGAAGUUCAGCAAAACAAAGUUGAUGUCUGUAAAAAUUUUAGGGGAAAUGUAAAAUCUACCAAGGUGCAAAAUUGUAUGAUUACUUAUGGUCCACCUGGGUUAGACCCCAAGUUAAUGACAUUCCAGGAAAUGACAGUUAAAGACAAUGAUGAAGGACAUAUACCAAAUAUAUGUCUUGAAAAUGACAAAUGUUCAAAUGAAAUUGAAAUGAUGCAAGAAAAAUCUAUAAAAGAAUGUUUAAAAAAUGUUGGUCAUACAAAUGGUGUUAAAGAAAUAACUAAAAGUUAUAAAUCUGAUACAGAUGGUGGAGAAAAUAUUUGUAUAGGACUAACUUAUUUUGAAAAUGAUACUAGGGAUUCAUCUGAUAAAGUAACAUUUUCAUUAAUAGAACAUAAAUUAAAAACUUACCAAAAUGCAGUCAAACAUACUUACUAGAAAUUGUUCUAUUCUGGACAUUCUGGACACUUGAAAAAUAAAUAAUAAAGAUUUGUUGAUGUUGUAAUAGUGACAUACAUGAUACAAGUACAAGUGUUUGAAUAAGUACUGAAAUAUAAAGAUGCUGUUUAGUGGCGUCACUUUAUAAACGCAAAAAUGCGUUACCUACCCUGAGGAAACAUUAAAAACCUGAUUAACAGAUUUUUUUUCAUUUUGUCUAACUCAAAGUUUUUACAAACUCACUGCAAAGUGAUCCGAAUUUAGCUACUCCACUAAGCGCACACAUGCACAAUGUUCUAUUUACUUACAUUAUAUACAAUAAGAACAUUAGUUUUCUUAUUGGUUACAUAAAUAAGAAAACUAAUGUCGAGCAAAGCAAAAUCCACAAUAUUUGUCAGGACAACUUAAUUAACAAACUGUAACCCAAAUAAGACCCUAGAAUGGCAAUGGAUCUAAAACUCUAUUUUUUUUUGAUGUGAAACAUCUAUAGCCGCACGUAAAACCGAUUUCUGGCGUGGCGACGAAUGCUGUGGCGAUGCGUCGCCACGCUACAUGAUGGUAGAUCCACUCAUCUGAUAAGUCAAUUUACAAAAUAAAGUCGAUGUUUCACAUCUGCCAGGCGUCCCGUGACGCCUCAUUUUUUUGAUUUUGCGGAUAACCACUGUUAGCAGUUGCCUAACAGUGGCGAAUUCUGACUUUAACUAACAAUUUCUACGUGAUUUCUAUAAAAACUUUUUAAUUUACUGUUAACUUUCAUGUGGGUAGCUAAUGAGAUCUUUAUCCCGUUUUUUAUUUUAGCAGAAAGCUUCAAAAGUGAAUCUAAAAUGGAUGAUUCACAAUAUUUGUCAGGACAACUUAAUUAACGAAUUAAACUGUAAUCAAAAUAAAACCCUAGAAUGGCAGAAAAUGAAUUUGAGUGGAGUCAUGCACUUGUAAACGUUGUGUGUAGAAUUAAAGGCGCCUUUGAUUUUUAACAAACACUCCUCUUUUCCACUCAAGUCACUCUCCCCGCCUAUCCCAAUUCCCAAGUAACCCAUAAAAAAUUAAACAACAAGACAUGUGAAAGGCUCGCCCGCCACGAGUAGUCGAGUAUACUGAAGCCGGCCGGACAACGAGCGCCUUAUAUUGCAAGUCGUUUACGCCAACCGAUCGCUACCCCUCUCUAAUUCCCUACUCUUUACGGAAACAAGUCGCACCACCUAGCGUCGGCACGAACUAACACGAGAUUGAGCGACGUCAUAUCCGUCUCAGACUACUAUCUUUUGUCAGAUUAGAAAUAUUCUAAAUAGUUUUUGAGCUGUCAGUCAAAAACCGACCCCUUUAUUUUUAGUUAAUAAUUUAGUUAAUUUUUAUUUAAAGGACCUGCCUCGCUAGACGUUACUUUUCUGUCAAAGUAUAUGAUCAACGAUCUAAUGCGAUUAUAAAAACUGUCUAUAGAAUCGAUGUUAAAUAGUUGUAAUCGUGUUCGUCGAUUAAAGAGCUCCGUAAAAAUGUUUUUGUGUAGUUGAAUGGUGUAAAAAACGUGCAAAAACUUCUAGUUUAGUAUAAAAUAUAUACCAAAUCUAAGCUCGUUUUACUCAGAAAAUGACAGACAAUUUUGCUCGCGACUAUGAGUGUGAUACAGGUCCUUCUAUAAUUGGUCUGAGAUCUACAUUCAAUUCCGAAUCGAAUGACACUUCAACUAUUUUUAAAGGAGACUGAGAACUUUUUUUGACCUAAAUGGCACAUGUGAACGAAAAUAUACACCCUAAUCAUCAUAUUUAGUGUAUUAUCUAUGAUCCUACUCUAUGUUAGAGGGUAGCCUUUGAUCUAUUUAUUAUCUAUGUUUAUGCCUUUGUCUGUGGCCUUUGUUUUUUUCGUCUUUACCGGUUACCGAUUGAUUUUAUUUUAUAAACUAAAAUAAAAUAAUUUUAGUUGUUGAUUGUGUAAGGAAAAAUGGAAUAUUUCCUGAAACUGCAUACCAGCGCUGCGUGCAACAAGAAUUAAGUACAUCGAUAAGUAUUUUUUACAUCUGCCCGGCAUUUAGAUCUUGAGCACACAUAUUAUGUAUAAAAUGAAAUCGCAUUUCCUGGAAAUUCGAUGAAAAGAAAAAGUUCAGUUUUCAGCUGAACAAAGUAGUUGAUAAUAAUGUCAUCUGAUUGUUAUAAAGUAGAGGUUCUCACCUAUCUGAACCCUCAUCUAUUAUGGAUCGAAGUACGCGAUUCUAGUGUAGCGAAACAUGAAUAUGUGUUCGAACAAAUCGGUAUUUACGGAGUCUUGCCGCUGGAUAAGGCGUUGGAUCUAGAAACGGAGAGUUUUAGGAGUGAAAAAUGCGAAGAAUGGCCGCCCGCUGCAAUAGUUGUUAUAAAAGAUUUUUUGGACAAGAACUCUGAAGUUUGGUUUUCACCGACUUACAUUGAUAGGACAACAUCCAUAUUUGAUGAUAACAUACACAAAUUUGGUGAUCUAAUUAUAAAAACAAAGGAUGGUAAGACAAGAACGCUUUCUAAACAUCUACUUAAAUCUGGCUUUGCAUUCUAUGAUGUUUGUGAAUUUCAUCAGAAACUAAAUAGUGGCAAUCUAAAAAUUAAAUUGAGCCCGAUUAUAAAACAAGAAGUGAUUAAAAAUCUUGAGAAUUACUAUAUGAGAACAGACAAGCAAAAAAAUAAUUUGAAAAAGUCUGUUGAGAAACAUACUUCUAUGCCCAAUCAUGAAAAUGUAAAGAAUGAGGUUCUAAGUAGAACAAUAAAAAAUAAUAACAAAGAUUUUGAAAUAUCUAUAGAUAUUGAUGAAGAGUCAAAGUCAAGUGAGCAAGAGUGUUCUGAAACUGACUCUGCAAAGCCAGAAUGGAAUCAGAGUACAUUAACAUCUAAAUUAUUAAAGAGUAAAUUAUCAAUAAGGUCCAAAUCUUGGAAAGUUGAAGAUUUGAACCAUGCAUAUUCUCAAGUAAAAGAAUUUUCAGUCUCAAAUUCAAAUAAUGAGAAAAAAUUAAAUCAAACAUAUGAAUCUUCCAGUGCUACUGGAAAUACAUCUUCUGAAGUUGAUGUUAUAGUUGUUGGGAAAGAAAAUAAAGAAAACGCCCUUAGUAGGAAAUUGAAGUAUUUUCAAUUACAAAAUGUUAAGAGAAACAUACACUCUAACCCAGAUAUUGAUAAAACAAUUGAGGAGAAGGUUGAACAAAAUAUACCAGUAGAAGUUGCAAAGUUUAUUGAAAAUACUAAAAAUAUCAUAAAAGCAGAUGUUUCUAAAACCGAAAAUAAACAUAUGAAAAAGAUUUUUAAGACAAGAGAAUUUAGAGAACCAAUUACAGAUGUUCAGCAAAACAAAGUUGAUGUGUGUAAAAAUUAUAGAGGAAAUGUUAAAUCUAAGGCGCAAAAUGGUACGAUUGCGUACGGCCCGCCUGGGUUAAACCCUACGUCUCUGAAAAUCCAGGAAAUAAUUGUUCCAGCCAAUGAUGAAGAACAAGAACCGCAAAAAUAUCUUGAAAAUUAUGAAUGUUCAGAAAAACGCGAUUGUAUGUACGAUGACGUCGAUUCUGUAGUAAGCGUUGAAAUUACAAAAGAAGAAUCCUUAAAAGAUCAUUUCAAAAUUCUUAAUAAUGUUGGCCAAGCACAAGAUUGCUUGGAAAAUAACACCUGGGAUAAUUCACCUAAAAUAAACAAUAACAAGAUAAUCAAUAAGGAAAUUAGUUCUCUAAAUAGUAGUGAAUAUAUUAACAGUGAUGCUACAACUGAUACAACUACAUAUUCAUUAGACAAUGAUAAAUUAAAAUUUCGUCAGAAUGCAGUUAAACACAAUAGCAACUUUUCUACUUCUGACACUUCAAAUAAAGAGUCCUCUAGUGAUAUUAGUUUCAACAAAGAAUCAGAUGACGAAAACAUAGAAAAAAUAAUUGAAAACCUAAACUUAAAAUAUAAGGAUGAUAUUAUAAUUAAAAAAGAAAAUAUAUCAACAAAUCUUGUAGUUGAUGAAGUUAAACUUAAAAAUAAUGUAAAUCCAUUUAAAAAUAUUGAUCCAAAUAUAUCGGUUUUUGUUGAUAAACUUGUAUCUUCGGUGGUUAUGGUACACUCUAAAAACGAUAAUCGUAUUCAACCAGUUUUCGAUAUGAAUGACAUGUAUUUCAAUAAUCAUGUUCAUAAUAUUCUUAGAAACAUGUCCAUAGAACGGCCCAAGAUGUUGCAAUCCAUAAUUUGGCCUGUAAUUUUGCGAGGUUAUAGUUUAUUUAUGAUCAGUCCUAUGGGCAGUGGAAAGACAUUAGGUUAUUUGCCAGCUGUGUGUAGACUAGUUAAUGAUUCUAAAUCCUUAUCGUUAGAGAGUUUUGGCCCAGUGGCCAUAAUAGUUUGUGCUACAGCACAAUCUGUUACAGAGGUUGAGAGAAUGGCAAAAAUUUUUACAGAAUCGAAGGAAAAAGUUUUAGCAUGUUAUGCAGGUGUAGAUCCUUUGUAUAUAACAACAACUUUGUUAAAUGGAUGUGAUCUUCUGAUAAGUACACCAUCAUGCCUUGUUAGAUUGAUGCAAUCUUCAGAAUUUGGUGUGAGCCUGAGGAAUCUUUUAACUUUCGUCCUAGAUGAUUGUGAACGUUUGGCAGAAGUAUAUGCUGAUGAAAUAAAAUUUUUCACACAUCAAAUCAAGGAAAUGCUAAAAAUGAGAGCUAAUAAAGAAUUUAAAGUACAAUAUAUCAUUUCCUCUAGGACUUGGUGUAAAUUUAUGGAACCGUUGACAAAGAAAGUUCCUGAUACUGUAAUUUGUAUUGGUGCAUUUCAAGAAUGUGCCUUGUAUUCCAAAACUAAUACACUGGUGUCCUUUGUUAAGAAAGAAAAUAAAGUUGACUCGGUAUUUACAUUUUUGAAGGACAUAAACACUUCUAAAAAGACCGUUAUAGUUUGUCAGACGGAUGACGAAGUAGCGUUGCUGGAAAAAGCGUUGAAAAGAUCUAAACAUGUUGUUUUCUCAUGUAACAAUGAUAUGACCAUUCAUGAUUUGUAUAAUUUGAGUGUUUCAUGGGCAGAUUAUGAAGAACCUUUGACAGGUCCUAUUCUUAUCUGCUGUGACGGUAAUUUAAUGCACAUGAAUAUUACCGAUGCUCACAAUUUAUUACAUUAUUCAAUGCCAUCAUUGUUUUCAAUGUUCUGUAAACGUUUCUCAGUUUUAAAUGAUCACUACCCUUCCAUUUUUAAAGCAGUGAAUGAAAAUGUAAAAAUAAAAAUUCUAUUAGAAGAAAGCAACUCAGAACAGUUGCCAAAAAUUUUAAACUUUAUAAAACGUUGUACUUCCAAUGUCCCUAAAGUGUUAGAUGAAAUCUCCUCUAACAUUUUAGUGGAAAAGGAUAAAACUAAAGCUAAAAACUUUUACCCAAUUUGUGACACACUUUUAACUUUAGGAUAUUGCCCAGAUAUUUAUAAUUGUCAAGGAAGGCAUACAAUUUUAAAAGAUUAUGAUGCUCCUAAAGCCUGGCUGCCUAAGGAAGGUACAAUAACAUGUAAAAUUCUCUACUACCAUUCUGCUACCCUAUAUUCUGCAAGACUACUAUCAUGCACAGUUGACGGUACUACUACAAACUAUCCCCAAACAUAUAGCAAUCUUUCAAUGAAAAUGGGGGUGUAUUAUAGUAAAGACUCUAAUAAAAAACUUCACGGUACACCUAAACUUGGUGACGUGUGCGCGACGUCAAUAACACAAAAUUUUUAUCUACGAUGCAUAGUGUUAAAGAUAUUAAGUAAAUAUGAAAGAGGAAAUCCUAACAAGGUAUUAGUGAAACUUAUUGACGAAGAAAGGUUGGAAGUGACAAGGGAUAUUUAUCUCUAUCACCUACCAGAAGAGCUUAAGCAGAUCGAAUCACGAGCUGUACAUGUCAGAUUGGCUAAUAUAGCACCAAAAGACAAAGAUAUAACUUUUUCAGAUUUAGCUAGAGACAAAGUAAAAAAUUUAAUUGAGAAGGAACCAGAUUUAUUAGUUCAAGGUAAAGUGGCCCUGACAAUUGGCAACACCAUAUUCGUCAAUACACUUGAAGCAUGUCAAGAUUUGACUUCUCUGAACGAAGUAGUAGUGAAAUGCCGUUUGAAAAAGGAAUUACUGGAGGAUAACCAUGCUAUAACAAAUCCGGAACAUUUGAUCAAACUUCAGAAAUUGUGUUUUGAAAGCGGAUUGAAGCAAGAGUUAAAAGAAACACUACCAGAUGUGUCUAUUAAAAAUCUUCCUAGAGGUACAUGGGCACAUUUAGAAAGCAAUGUUAUAUCAGAAGUGUUCUUUACAUCGGCUAUUAGCCCUGACAAAUUCUUUGUACGUCUUGACAAAUUCCAGUCUUGCACGAAUGCUCUUAUACAAGAUAUUAAGAAGUAUGUUGAAACAAACCCGGCUCGUUGUGACAGUGUGAAAGAAGGAGAAAUAGUCUUAGCGAAAUACCCCGAUGACGGGGCAUACGAACGUGCUAGAAUCGACGAUAUCAAGGAGGAGACAGCUAAAUGCUUUUUCGUCGAUCAUGGAGAUUGGAGGGAAAUUCCUCUAAAUGAUUUGGUAGCAAUCACUGAGCAGUUAAUAAAUCGGUUACCUUUUCAGGCUAUCGAAUGUCGGCUGGUAGGAAUUCAACCGGCAGGUAAUCAAUGGACGGAUUUUAGUACAUUUUGGUUCAUAGACAGAUGCGAUAAUGAUAGUGGAGAUUUAAAAUAUUUAUUUGUUAAAUACUACACCAAAGAGCCAGCAGAGUUUACUGAUGGUCAUAAAUACAGUGUCGUCGUAAUCGACACUAAUACAGAACAAGAUAUUAUUUUAAACCAGUUGAUGAUAGAUUUGAAUCUUGCCCAGGAGAAACAUAGUGAGAUAAAAUAUCUUGAUGAUCCCGAAUUAAAGAAACCAGAUUUAAACAGAUUGGCAAAUGAAAAACACUCUAGUGAUGAAGAUGAUAAUGAAAAAGAACCAGAUAAUGACAAUAACGAUGAAAAUUGCUUAGUUCGAUCAAACAGUAAUAUAUUGCCUAAGGCUCCGAUACGAUCUGUUCCUCUCGUAAAUUCUGAUAACGAAAGUGAUGAUUCAGAUAAAUGGGAUGUAAACAUUGGGGAUAACAUUAUGGAUUUAUUCCCAGGACUAAAGGACCUUAAACAGAUUAAAGAUAAUGUGCCUCAAGGUGCUACUGUAGACACUGUAAAAAUCGCAGAAACUUCUAAUAAAGCUAAAGAUGAUAAUAAAAAAGCGAAAAUAAUUGAAUUAGACUCCGAUGAUUUGACUUCGCCAGAUGAUACGUUUGAGUUCUCAGAAACGCCCACUAAGCCUAUAUUGAAUAAUGUAAAAGGACCAGCAAAGUCUGUUUCAGAUAUGAGAGAUAAAGAAAAGAAGCCAGGUCCAGGACUGAAUGAUAAAACAAAUAAAAGCAGUGAAGCAGUAUUAAAUUUGCUUAGUGAUAUGCCAUUGACAAGACGGCCCAAGUUAGUGUGGCGUCAGAACAAAACGUCAGUUAAUGUUAAAAUACAGAUAAUAGGAGCGGACGUGUACAGAAUAGAUAUAGGUGAACGUACUAUAGAUUUUAGUACGCACGUUUACGAUACAGAUAUUGCGUUUAAUAUAGAACUAUAUGGCCUAGUUGAUAAGGAUAGUUGUACGCAUGUGAACAAGGGACAAUAUAUUUUGAUUAAGCUGAAAAAAGUUUUAACCAAAAACUGGUUAACUUUGACUAGAGACGGCGGUAUUAAAAAGUGGAUCGUGUAUGACGUUGAUGGCUUAGAUGCUUCCUCUGAUGAGGAAACUAUAGACGAUAGUAUGAAGCAUAUUGUUCAAAGUAUGCACGAGAACGUCGACAGUGAGAGUGAAGACGAGGAUAUCGACGACGAUAUGGGCAGUCGAUACAGAAAAUACUAGCGGAUAACGGCUGGUCUCUACGACUCGUAACGUAACGAAAGCGGCAUUAUCGACCAAUAGCAAAGGUUACGAUAAUAUCGCUCUCUUAACGAACGAUUUUAUUAUAUUUUAAGUAAGAUUAAUCAAUAAUAGGCAGAGCGUACGGAACACGACGGUGUCGUAGCCGCUCCAAAUACAAAAUCUAUAAACGAAUACAUUCUCGAGUCAGUACGACACGAAACGUCGCAUCAGUAACAUUCAAGAAAAAUGGAAAAAAAAAGUUUCGAUGUCAAGGGGACGCGUGAAAUGUUUCGUGAAUAAAAGCCUGAAAUCUGAAUAUGGGGGUAAGUGCCCCCAUAUUAGGGGUAAGAUGAAAAGUUGUAAAAAAAAGUUGUUGCAAACUGCAUCGUGUGAACAACGUGCAACAACAUCAUCAACAACAACAACAACAACAACAACAACAACAACAAGAAGUAUUUAAAAAAUAGAUGAAACAUAACCAUUCCCCCCCCCCCAUCUCCAAACUCAAACAUUUUGAAAAAAUACAGAAGUUAGCUUUUUACUUGAAAACAUUUAAACUGUAAAAUUUGAAGUUAACAGUAGUAAGUUAAGUUAUACAUGAAGUUCACUUUAGGGGGGCAACGUAAAAUAGAAAACUCAAAUUUUUUUUUUCAAACAUUGACACCCCUUUUUUGAAACAUUUCUAAAGAACAAAGUUACCGUGUACCUAUAUUAAAUAUGUACCUACUUAUUUUUAAAUGGAAUAUAAACAAAGUAUCACGUUACGGUUUUUCGGGUUUUAAACCCUUACGUAAGGUACUAAUUAAUUUUACUAAAUUGUUUUUGUUUUAUUAUUUUACUUUAAAUUUUGCCAUAUCUUGUAAAUAUGUAUUUGGAUCAAUAUUCCCAUUCCAUUUCCAAUUAAAUAAAAAUAAAUAUUUUUGUUUGGAAAAGCAAUAAUACGUAGUAAGUAAAUAUAAUUAAAUGUUUAAGAAAAAAAUUAAGUGUUGUAAAAAUGUAUUUAGUUUCAAAAUUAUAGUGUUAUAAAACGUGUUUUUAUUCCGAUUAAUAUUUAAAGUGUCAUUCUUAGUUUUAACUUUUAACUAUAAUAUACACGUAUAGCGAUCACUUUAAGGGAUGAUAGUAGGGAUCAUUAGCUACAUCAUCCCUAAAAGUAAAUGCUAUACGUUUCCAGAGACUGUAGAUUAUUCAUUUUAUUUGUAAAAUUAUGAUAGUUGAGAAGAUGUUUAUGUUUGUAUUUAUAAAUCCUUGCACCAGGAACAAAUUGUUUAUUGGUGACCAUAGUUUUUACUGGUGGCGCGUUUUCUUUCCAAGCCAUCUUCCAGACUUAAGUGCGUCCGAUAGCAAAUAAGCCUCCUGAAAAUUGUCAGACAAGGUCGAGGUUGAUUUAAAAAGUCUUUUUUUUUAUCUAGUCUAAUAAUCUGUUCUAUAGUUGUAAUAUUUAUUCAUUUUAUAGUUUCAAGUUUUCUACUUUAGUUAUUACCAUUAUAACAUUACCUGACGUUUCAAAACUACUUGAAAUAAAUUUGUGUUGCUUCGUAUAUAAAAAAAAAAUAUUAACUUGAGUGCCGAUUUUUGUCAACGACAGUCUGGAACAUGGUUUGGAAGGAAUAUCCGUUACGUCAUAGUUUUGUCAUACUCUUGUACCUCGUGUCGUACCUCUACGCGUCCUCGCCUCGCGUGCCUAAAACCGCUCUGAAGUUCUGAACGCGAGCGCCGUGAGUGGCGAGACGAACUACGAGCGUACUGUUUACACCAUUUGGAUUUUAGCUCUGUCUGUUCUGGUUUACACACUCGCCCCGUACUUCGCUUCGCGGCUCGUCUCGAAGCUCGCGCGAGAGUGUAAGUGAGGUAUCAGAGUUGCCGUGAAUAUCACAUUUUAGCCUCAGAAGUGAUUACAAAAAUAAUAAAAUAAUGUCGAACAAAGGUUAUGAUUCACAACAUUUGUCAGGACAACUUAAUUAACAAAACAAACUGUAACCAAAAUAAGAUCCUAGAAUGGCAGAGAAUGACCUUGAGUGAAGUCACGCACUUGUGAACGUUGUGAGUAGGGUUAAAGGUAGCUUUGACUGUUAACAAACACUCGCCUUUUCCACUCAAGUCACUCUCUCCGCCUAUCCCAAGUAACCCAUAAAGAAUUACACAACAAGAGAUGUGGACGGCUCGAACGCCACGCCCACGAACACACUGAUUUUCUACUUUGAGAAGGUGUCGAAUAUUGCCAUUGAUAACGUAAAUUACCCACUUUUAAUAAUAAUUCGCAAAAAACGAAUGUCUUGGUAACUAACAUUUUUUUUUAAAUUAUUGUAUGCAGGGUUAUUAUGUAUCUCGGUGUACUAUUCUAAUAAUGAGUCACUACAACGUCUUUCAUCGUAUUUAUUUAUCAGUUAUUUUAACGAAAUGACCUUGACUACGUCAUUUUUCAUCUAACGGUAGUAGUUGUUUUUGUUUUAUGGUCAUUUCACACGGUCUAUGACCGUAAAAUAAAAUUACAUAUAUAGCUAACGGUUUUUUCGUUGAAAUCGUGAUCUUAGUCGCUAACUAUGGGCCACAUGAGAAGGCUCAAAGUCACUCAGCGGGCGAUGAAGCGAGCUAUGUUGGAAUUUCUCUGCGUGAUCGAAUCAGAAAUGAGGAGAUCCACAAAAGAACCAAAGUGAAUUUUGUUUUUAUGCUGCUGAAGUGGCAAUGGGCAGGACAUAUAGUUCGAAGAGCCGAUGGACGUUGGUGUGUAUGAAUAAAGUAUAAAUGUAAUAUGCUGGAAUGGCGACCCCGCACCGGAAAGCACAGUGUUGGUCGACCCCCCACUGGGUGGACAUAGGAUGUCAAGCGGGUUGCAGGGAGCCGCUGGAUGCUGGCGGCUCGAGACCGUCGUGCUUGGAAGUCCAUGCAAGAGGCCUAUGUCCAGCUGUGAACGUCCAUCGGCUGGCAAAUACCACGUUUUGAGGCGUUAAAAUUAAUAAUUAAUGUGGGUUUAGUUUGCAAUUACCUAUUUUAGAAUUUAAGUAUUUACUUAAGUGUUUGAUUGUAGUGAUCUCUCUACUUGUACGGGAGAUAGAUUCUACUGAGAAGAGCUGGUAAGAAAGCCAGCCUUUUUUUAAAAAAAAUAUUAUUUGUUACACUGUUUUUCUUUUAAUCUCAUUUCUAAGUCUAAGGAAAAUACUAUUUCUGUUCUCAUUAAAGAAUAUAUCUACUAAAAAA
Molecule: messenger RNA, 12653 nt
Organism: Bicyclus anynana (squinting bush brown)
Lineage: Eukaryota; Metazoa; Arthropoda; Insecta; Lepidoptera; Nymphalidae
Gene: TDRD12
Product: putative ATP-dependent RNA helicase TDRD12
Exons: 5
Coding region: 3756-9455 (1899 amino acids)
Biological process (GO): transposable element silencing; germ-line stem cell division
Molecular function (GO): nucleic acid binding; ATP binding
Source: RefSeq, a predicted model, not a curated record